AUGUCAGCCACACUAUCCGCCUCGACACUGGUCGCAACUCCAAGUCCGACUGAGACGACAGCGGCCGCAUGUAUCAGCAUCGCCCCGGACUCAAAUGGCCAUGUUCCCUAUGGUGUCUGCCACGGUUUCUGGCCCUAUAUCCCUAGCUUUGAAGGAAACCUCGCUCUCGCCAUUCUGUUUGGCCUAUCGGCCCUGGUUCACCUUGUCCAGGCAGUCAUGUACAAGCAACGUUACUGCUGGGUUAUCAUCAUGGCCGGCGUCUGGGAGACUUCUGCCUUCGUCCUCAGGACGCUAGGAGCGAAGAAUGGACGUGUGUUGCCAUUCUACAUCAUCUCAUCGCUCACCUUUAUGCUCGCCCCCUUAUGGAUCAAUGCAUAUGCCUACAUGGUCGGGGCUCGCAUCGUUCACUUUUCUCUUCCCGACCGACGAGUCUUCCGCAUCAAAGCCUCCUAUAUGACGAAGCUCUUUGUCGGUGCUGAUUUGGUUUGUUUUGGCGUUCAGGGAGCCGGUGGCUCGAUGCUAUCAGGACAGGGGAGCGCUUCAACGAUGCAGACGGGAAAGAUUCUCUACACUGCAGGUUGCAUAGUUCAACUCAUCUUUAUCGCCGUCUUCACUGCAGUGGCUGUGCAACUGCACGUCAAGGUCCGGAAGAACCCGCUUUCGGCCUGGAAUGCCAACUCGUUGCAGCUGAUCUGGGUUAUCUUCAUCGUCUUGAUUCUCAUCUUCGUAAGCACCUCCGGGGGUGUCUUGUAA
Messenger RNA from Colletotrichum chrysophilum, 753 nucleotides. RefSeq lists its product as uncharacterized. Lineage: Eukaryota; Fungi; Ascomycota; Sordariomycetes; Glomerellales; Glomerellaceae. Gene Ontology annotation, cellular component: membrane. The coding region runs from base 1 to 753 and encodes 250 amino acids. The record is from RefSeq and is a predicted model, not a curated record. The transcript is spliced from 3 exons.